AUGGCAUCGCCGGAGCUGACAGCAGCGUUAGAAUCUGUGGCAGACAGUUCGGCUGCCGUCAAGACCCGGACCUACAAUGACCUACUCAAUCAAUUGACCAAUGCACCACCAGCGUCAGCUGUCGAACAUGCGGCAAACCUGAUGGUUUACAUUGACGCAGUCCUCUCCUCAUCCCUUGGAAUAAUCAAUAUUCGACCCAUUCUUGCGAGCAUCAUCAAGUCUCUCUCUUCUGUUCCUGCAGAGGUCAAAGUGAAGGUGGGAAAACAUAUUGCAGAUGCUCUGCAGUCACAACUGGCGUCCUAUGAAGAGCAGGAUGCAGCAGUCAGGGAAAUAUUGGCACAAGGAUACGAGGCAGAAGAAGAAUACACGGCUGCUGCCAAAGCCUUACAAGGCAUCCAUCUCGAUUCAACCCAACGUCAAGUAUCUGAUCGAUCGAAAGUGGAAACAUGGGUGAAGAUUGUGAGAUACUAUCUUGAAGACGACGACACGGUAUCCGCAGAGACGGCGCUGAACAAGAUCAAGAACUCGGCUGCAGCUGCACAAGUACUCAAGGAUUCGCCCGACUUGAGAUUGCUAUACCAACUUUCCCAGGCACGCAUCAUGGACUCACGCCGAGACUUUCUGAACGCUUCUGCCGAGUAUCUUAACGUCUCUUUCAACACGAUGACCGACGAAGACGAUCGACGACGAGCGUUGUCUGCUGCUAUCAAGACUGCGAUCCUUGCUCCUGCAGGUCCACACCGGAGUCGUACGUUGGCCAAACUCUACAAAGAUGAGAGAUCAACAGAAACUGAAGAGUAUGGGAUCUUGGAAAACAUGUUCUUGGAUCGGUUGUUGUCACCAGCCGACGUGGAAGCCUUUGCUUCGACAUUAGCACCACACCAGCUCGCCAAAACUGCAGAUGGUAGCACCGUCUUGAGCAAAGCUGUCACUGAACACAACUUGCUCGCGACCAGCCGACUUUACGAAAACAUUACUACCGCCGCUCUUGCCAAAAUCCUCGGGCUCAAAGAUAGCAAGGAUGAAACUGCGGCCGAAAAGGCCGAAGACUAUGCUGCUCGAAUGGUUGAGCAGGGAAGACUGAGAGGCGAGAUCGAUCAGAUUGCUGGUGUCAUUGUGUUUGAAACUGUCCCUGGAGUUGAGCUUCGUGGACCAACUCGACAUCUUCGCGAAUGGGAUUAUAAUGUCCAAGGCUUGGUCGAGGACGUGGAACGUUGUGCUGCUGCCUUGAGUGAAAGCUUCCCGGAGCUGGUCAUGGAACAGAUGGUGCAUUGA
Molecule: messenger RNA, 1275 nt
Organism: Exophiala xenobiotica
Lineage: Eukaryota; Fungi; Ascomycota; Eurotiomycetes; Chaetothyriales; Herpotrichiellaceae
Exons: 2
Coding region: 1-1275 (424 amino acids)
Cellular component (GO): cytosol; COP9 signalosome
Source: RefSeq, a predicted model, not a curated record